Schistosoma haematobium is the source of this 3154-nucleotide messenger RNA. RefSeq lists its product as uncharacterized. The record is from RefSeq and is a predicted model, not a curated record. NCBI's taxonomy places the organism in Eukaryota, Metazoa, Platyhelminthes, Trematoda, Strigeidida, Schistosomatidae. The coding region runs from base 1760 to 2653 and encodes 297 amino acids. The transcript is spliced from 2 exons.
UCAUUAAGCAUAUAUUUUAUGAAUUAAUAUCAAAAGUAAUACACAAUAAGGUUACGAAUGCGCAACAAUAUUCAUAUUUAGUUACUAGGUUCAAGAAUUUUGAAUAGAGUCGAAACAUAAUGGUCGUUUACAGCACAAGCAGCUGUUCGCGACUCAUAAGAAGAUUACGGAUUCUUAUAUUAGGUUUCAAAGUAUGAAUUUAACGUGUUGUCCAAAAUGAAAUAGGUGAAUGAAGCUCAUACAUUUUAAGCAGUGAAUGUAUUUAAAAUAAUUAGAUAUUCAGGUCACAGAUUCUCAACUUAGUUUGUGAAGAUGAAUUGAAUAUCAUAGUUCUUUAUUUAUGCAUUGCAUAUCUGAACUACUGUACAACGUAUAUCUACCAUAAGUAUUAGCCUGCAAUUAGUAUUCCUGAGGGAAUCAUGAUACCAGUUAUUGGUUGAUGAAUACAUAUAAUAUUUUGAUUAAAUGACUAAUUCAAAUUAUAAGUACUUGGGCAAUAAAUUCCUUAAUUUUUAAGUACUAGAAAUAUUUGCACUCUGAAAAGAAAUCAGUAUCAUCCUGAUGAUUUCUACUGAACCUGACAAUUAGUCAUCAUACAUUUAGAACCUUUUGACAAUGGCUGAUAGGUAAAAUACAAAUAUGUGAUUCAGUGAUCAGUUGCACUUCACAGCCAAGGUAGUUAAUUUAUGGAUUUUGUAAAUUACAUGCACAUAUUUAAUUACAGAUUAAUUAGCGCUAACUAGUGAUGGCUCAAUACAUUCAAAUCCAUUUGCUGACCAGACUUUUAGAAGGAUACAUAUUUCAUUGUUAUUUUUGAUGUCGUUAUAAUCAGUGGUGCAUUUAACGGUUGGUGAAUAAAUAAAUCUUCAUCUAUAGUCUUGUUGUCUUUCUUACGUAGGCAUAUCAUUCUUGCUUCACUGUUUGAAGCAGCAGUUUUGCCGCAAUCACAACAGAUAGCAGUAUCAUCAUCUUAUGAAGUCAUUACAAAUAACAGGUUAAAUUGAAGAUAAUUGACGGCACAAAUAAUGGGCCUCAGUCAAUUCAAUAUGUCCGUGUCGACACAGAGAACAGAGAAGAAAAACCCUAAAGAAAAAACUAAUCAAGAUCUCAAAACCACCCAUGGAAGAAAACACAAACAACUGCGUGAUCAAUCUGUCAAAACAGUGUACAGUCCUUAUGAUAGAAAGUGAAACCCCAACUAGUCUCAUAAUGUCUAGCGAGAAGUACCAUCUUACACUGAAUCACACAUGAGUUGGUAAGCGAGAAUGUAUUUAUGCAUCAAACAGCGCAUUUCAGAUGAUAAUAUUGUGGUGUUUGCAUGAACUAAUGAUACCUUUGUACUUGUUGAAUGCUUGAUUUCGAAUUCCAAAUACAAUACAUUCGCUUGUGCAUGUGUCUCACUUCUUAAUUCAGUUACGUUAUUUCUGAGACUCUUAGUUCGUGCUAUAAUUCAAAACAUUAUACUGGCGUCGCGAUGGAGCCUGUAAUGGAAAAGUUAGAUAUUCAUUCAACUUCGGAAGCUUUUGAAGAUCACUUUGAAAGGUUCGAAAUCUGGGCUAUGUCCAAGGAAGAUGAUGAAGAUGUUAAUAUUGUGGCACACUUCCUCACAUUCAUUGGAAAAGAAGCAUACAGCUUAUUAAGAACUCUGGUUAUGCCGGAAAAGUCUAUCUCGCUUCCUCAUACAGCUCUCAAGUAACUGCUGCUAGACUAUGUUCAGUAUACAAAUUUCGAAUGUCGUAAAGGAGGAAGACUUCGUAAAAUGAUUCAUGAGGGUUUCAAAAAUUCCACUACAUUACGUCAUCCCAACCUAGUUCAUACUCAAGAUUAUGCAGACAAUUCAUUGAGGAGUUGCAAUGCAUUUCACGAAAAUGGGCACAAGUUUAGUCAGUGUUUGUCCUGUGUCAGGUCCCACUCUUUUAAUUCAUGUAAAUUUCGUAAUUCUAAGUGCUUUAAAUGUGCUGAUAUUGGACAUAUUCAGUCAGUCUGUAAUACUAAUGUUCAUCUUAUUGCAACUAAUAUUAAGAGUUGUAAUUCUGAUUCUACUGAGUCGAGUAUUUAUAAUGAUGAUUUAUCUUUAUCAACGAUUGCAAUAGACAAUGUAGAGUCACAAAGUAGUUCAGAGUUAAAUGAAAUCCAGAAUUGUUGCAAAACAACAGUUUCUAACCAAUCGAUUUAUCAGAUUUCUCAUGUUAUUGUACCAAAUAUGGCUUUUCCUAAUGAUUCAUAUAUUUCUGAUGACAUUUCUUACAAAUCUGAAGAAAAUAUGUUGAGUGAACAUAAUUAUGAUCGAAAACCUGAUGUAUUUUUGAUAGAUGCUGAUUUUUCUAAUGAUCCUUUAAUCUGCAAUGACAUUCUUAAUGAAUUCGAGGAAACUAUUCCAGAAGAGUCAAGUCUUGAUGUCAUACCAAAUAUUAUUUGUCCCCAUAAUUCAUUUGUUUCUUGUGGGAAGCUUGUUCAAUGCGAAGCACGAGUAUUAAAUGAGCUCCAUUCUGGUUACAAUUCAGAUUAUUUCACAUCAAUUGCUGUUAAUCCUUAUCACAAAUUCACUUCCAAUGUAUACUCCAAUCAAUGUGAGAAAUAUGUUCUAAACGAAGCCAUAUUAUUCAUAACUUGGGGAUAUAAAGAUCCAACAUUAUUUCGUGGGGGAGGAUAGUGUUCAAAUCCUAGAUAUUAAUGAUUUCAGUACAAGACCAACAUGCUGAUUGUAUACAAUUCCAGGUGAGUCUGUUCCGAUUUCGUUUGUUAAUUCCAAUACUAAUGAGCACAUUCUAGAUACUACAAAGUUUCUAUCCAAUACAAUGUCGGACAGACUCAGGAUGAACUUAAGAAGAAGACGUAAAACCGAUUACAAAUACUUUUACUCCUAUUUAAGCUGUGGCGGAUGUGGUGUUUGAAUGAACUAAUGAUACCUUUGUACUUGUUGAAUGCUUGAUUUCGAAUUCCAAAUACAAUACAUUCGUUUGUGCUUGUGUCUCACUUCUUAAUUCAAUUGCGUUAUUUCUGGGACUCUUAGUUCGUGCUAUAAUUCAAAACAUUAUAAAUAUUUAUCAUGCGACAGAGUGGAGUAAUCAUUUAUUACACUAAAAAUCAGUAGAUUGUUUUGAGGCAGUUGUAAUUCUAUUUUAUUAUCUGUGAUGAUAAAACUCUAUGUAUA